Messenger RNA from Dreissena polymorpha, 1266 nucleotides. RefSeq names its product mucin-13-like. The transcript is spliced from 7 exons. The record is from RefSeq and is a predicted model, not a curated record. Bases 138 to 1208 code for a protein of 356 amino acids. NCBI's taxonomy places the organism in Eukaryota, Metazoa, Mollusca, Bivalvia, Myida, Dreissenidae.
UAACGCUUAUUGAUAAGACUUGUGUGGCACAAUUAUUAAAGAAAAUCUUGCAAUACAUUUACGUAUUGCACAGAAUUGUUCACAUAUACAUUCGAUUAGACUUUUUGACAGUGAUCUCAACAGGGGAUUCGUCAAAAAUGAAUAUGGCCAUAGUUACAACUGUGAUGCUAGCGUGUGUUCUACCGAUUCACGAUUCAACGCCUUUAAGACGUUCCUGUCCUUAUUUCAACGCUUUCUGCAGAUGCCCGGCGUACGCAAACGGUUGCUAUGAAUGCCCAGAUCAGUGCGUAUCGGACGGACAAUAUGCUACGAAUCUCCCAUGGAAUAAUUUCAACCACGGCUCUUCUAGCACAGCCAUGUCCGUUGCAGAGACAACAACUCAAUCUACGCAACAAACAACGCUCUCAACCCAAUCAACUACGCAAUCGUCCCAACCAGCAACGCAAUCGACCCAACCAACUACGCAAUCAACCCAACCAACUACGCAAUCGACCCAACAAACUACGCAUUCAACCCAACCAACUACGCAAUCGACCCAACCAACAACGCAAUCGACCCAACCAACAACGCAAUCGACCCAACCAACUACGCAAUCGACCCAACCAACUACGCAAUCGACUCAACCAACUACGCAAUCGACUCAACCAACUACGCAAUCGACCCAACCAACUACGCAAUCAACCCAACCAACUACGCAAUCGACCAAACCAACUACGCAAUGGACCGAAACAACCACGCAAUCAACCAAACCAACUACGCAAUCGACUCAACUAACUACGCAAUCGACCCAAACAAUUACGCAAUCUACCGAGCAAACAACGCAAUCUACAGAACCAUCAACGCAAUCGACAACUCAAACUACGAAAUCUACUAAAUUGGCUAAUCCACCUACACUACCAGCUGUGUUUUCAACACAAUCAACUACGAAAACUACCACGGGAACAACAACUUCAAUGGCUGAAUCGCCGACAACGACAACAACGCAGCCAAACACAGGUUGCCCAUAUUUUCCUGACGAUUGUCCGACCAUUGGAAGCUGUAUCGACGUAGAUGAAAAUUUCUGUCCAAUCUGCUUAUGCGAGGGUAAUUAUACAACUCCUAGGACUGGUUGCAUCCCAAUCCAGUGCCUGCUAGAUUGUGGGAAUCCACCUAAGUUUAAGAAGGACGAUGCUGGAUGUCACAUUUGUGUGUGUGACUAUACAAGCUAGGAGGGUCUGUCGUCGUAUUGAUGACAUGAUAUACGAGCGGAAUAAAACUGCAUUUAAA